Molecule: messenger RNA, 867 nt
Organism: Colletotrichum siamense
Lineage: Eukaryota; Fungi; Ascomycota; Sordariomycetes; Glomerellales; Glomerellaceae
Gene: Rev1
Product: DNA repair protein REV1
Exons: 2
Coding region: 1-867 (288 amino acids)
Source: RefSeq, a predicted model, not a curated record
AUGCCGCCGCCAGAAAAGACUCCCCUGCCGCCGGCCGCGAAGCCGCGCUUCAGCAACAACUUCGAUCCGUACAAUUCCAGCGCUACCGGCCAUCAACGCCCGGAGACGGCACCCGGCGCGACUCUCGGGUGGCGGGACAGCCGAGCCCGCAAACUCGCCGGGCAGUUCGCUGCGGGCCACUCCGGUGGCGUCCGUAUGAGCGAUACCUACGGCGCUGGGAGCGAAGACUACGAUGAGAAGCUCAAGAUGGUUGUGCCCAAGAAUGUCAGGGCACGGGCAACGACAAGCGUUGCCGAUAUGCUCGCGAGGCCGGGGCUGAUGAGGAGCGGCUCGUCCAUCUCUGACGCUGGAUCCGCUACUUCAACGGCAUCAGCCGUGAGAGGAGAUUCAACAAAUGAGGAAGCCAUUAUGGAGGCCCGCAGGAGGGAGGACGAAGAAAAGGAGGAGAAGGCAGCUGUUGGACGUGGCUUGUUCGAGGGCGUAACUGUCUAUGUCAACGGCAGCACGCAUCCCAUUAUCUCGGAUCACAAGCUCAAGCGCGUGCUGGUCGAGAAUGGCGCCCGCAUGUCGAUACACCUCGGCCGGAGGCAGGUUACGCACGUCAUCGUGGGCAGGCCGGCGGGAGUCGGGGCUGGAGCCGGUGGUGGCCUCGCAAGUGGCAAGCUGGAGAAGGAGAUUCGCAAGGUGGGCGGCUGUGGAGUGAAGUAUGUUGGAGUCGAGUGGGUGCUCGAGAGUCUAAAGGCAGGAACUCGGUUAUCGGAAGCACGGUUUGCACCGCUGAAGGUUGCGAGAGAGGGGCAGAAGAGCGUCUACGGCAUGUUUGGAAAGCCACCCUCGACAGGUCCUUCCGCUGGUUCGGCUAGUUGA